UGCGGAGGACAAGAUCACUGGGUAAGGGAAUGCCCUAAGAGACAUGAUGAGGAAACUGCAUGACCAUCAACAUCUCAGGUCGAGGAGGUCAGUCCUGAAGGGAUGGGUGAGUCAAAAUCUUUGAUGCUAUGCAAUGAGGAAAUGCUUCAGCUAACUUCUGAUUCCGACUUAAAUUUUAAGGUUUUGAAUGCUAUUGAUUUUCUUGAAAAGAAAUAUACUCCACAAGGCACAUAUGCAAAAUACAGUUUAGAUGCCUACAAGCACAUGCCAGUGCACACAUUGAAUGUAGAAGGGAAAGACAUUUUGUUUUUAGUAGAUUCUGGUGCAGGAAACUCUGUGAUCAAAUUACAUGAGUUGAGUGAGAUGCCAGAAAUGAGUGGUAGAUCCCUGAAUUCAGUUGGAGCGUCUGGGAUUAUCGUGAAAGAAAAAUGUACAGCACCCUUAAGGUGUGUUGAGAAUAACCAACAGUCAUUCACAUUUUCUUUUCUGCUUUCUGAAUGCUGCCCGAUUAAUUUGAUGGGCAGGGAUUUGAUCUGCAAAUUGGGAAUAAACCUAAUUAGCACCCCAAACGGAUUAAAAGUGUGUAGAAGUCAAAUAGGUGAAUUUCAGGGCGUUAAGUGGGACCCCAGACCUCUGUUGUAUGUGUAUGAGUGGGAACUCAGCACCUCUUCUGUGAAUUCAGUGAAUCAAGCACUCUUGGAUAAGGCCUAUGAUGUUACUAACCCUACACGCACACAAUACAUGAACACACAUGAUCUGCACUGCACAGCACACACACACACAGGGCCUGAUGUAGUUUAUGAACAAGAGUGGUUUGAAAUGCAGCCAAAAGCUGAUGUGUUGUUACUGACAAAGUUGUAUUGGGAUAAUUACAGAUGUACUGCAGAAGUGAAUCUUUCUAGUAUAAAUGUGAAGCCGGGGAAGGCCCAUCCGUUCACUAUAGAGAAUUCACACCCACAUGUGUCUUUAUCAAAAGGUGAAACAGAGAAAUGGGAAGAUUUAGGGAUGUGGACAUUAAAAUGUGUGAAAGCUGAUGAUUGGAAACCCAGUUCAGAUCCCACAGUGUUGUACAGCGAGAAAACUAAAUCCUAUUGCAUGCACUUGAAUUGGAUAGCUUUUGUUGACAGAACAGUUGAGAUAAUGCCACAGGCAGACACAGAUGUACUGAAAACAAUGUGGCAGAUGACACACAUUUCUGGGGAAGAUCCCCGAUUACAAGCAGUUCCUAGAGAACUUUGGGCAACAGGGAAAUAUGAUGUAGGUCUGAUCAAAAAUUGUGCACCGGUGCAGAUAACACCUAAAUCGGAUUACAGACCUUGCAAAACUCAGUACCCCUUAAAGCCAGAGGCUAUUAGGGGUAUCACACCAGUGUUUAAUUCACUGCUUGAAUCUGGAGUGAUUGUGCCAUGUGAAACCUCCCCAGUGAGAACACCUAUUUUUCCAGUGAGGAAACCUAGGCCUCUGGGUGAACCAGAGGAGUGGCGUUUUGUCCAAGAUUUGCAAGUAGUGAAUGAUGCAGUAAUUCCAAGAGCUCCAAAUGUGCCAAACCCUCACACAAUCUUGUCUCAGAUUCCACCAGAAAGCAAGUGGUUUUCUGUGGUAGACUUAGCUAAUGCUUUUUUCAGUGUACCAGUUCAUCCAGACAGCCAGUUUUGGUUUGCGUUUUCUUUCAAUGGAAAGCCGUACACUUUUACCAGAUUGUGUCGGGGAUUUUGCGAAUCUCCAACUAUUUACAAUGAAGCUCUUAAAAACAGUCUUGAAUCUCUGACGCUGACCCCAGGGUCAGCAAUUCUUCAAUAUAUGGACGACUGCAUGAUUGCAGCGCCAUCUAAAGAGCAAUGUGAAAAAGACACUAUUGCGUUACUUUGUCAUCUAGCAGAGGAAGGUCACAAGGCGAGCUUAUCAAAGCUGCAGUUUGUAAAACAGCAAGUGAAAUUCUUGGGGCAUCUGAUAUCAGAACAAGGCAAAACUAUUGAGCAGAACAGAGUUGCAGCAAUACAAAACAUUCCAAAGCCUAACACAAAAAAACAACUGAUGUCAUUUCUAGGCAUGUGUUCUUAUUGUAGGACUUUCAUACCAAACUAUGCAGUCCUCGAAGCACCUUUGAGCGCAAUUGCUCAUGGGAAAGGCCUACAGGCCCACAGUGCACUGACUUGGACACCAGAGGCAGAAAAAGCCUUCGUAGAUUUGAAAAUGGCCUUACAAACCACCCCAACAUUAGGGAUUCCAGAUCCAAACGAAUUGUUUGUACAAACAGUUGAUGAAAAAAGUGGUUGUAUGACAUCAGUGCUAUUACAAAAUCAUGGUGGGAAAAUGAGACCAGUGGCCUACUUCUCUGCUAAAUUGGAUCCGGUAGCAGCAGGCCUGCCAAUAUGUUUAAGAGCAGUAGCAGCAGCUGAGAAAGCAGUUAAUGCUUCUAGAGAUAUUGUGGGAUACAGUGAACUAACUCUUUUGGUCCCACAUGCAGUGUCGCUUCUUCUUCUUGAACAGAAAACAGCACAUAUGUCUGCGGCACGUUGGCUGCGAUAUCACACUAUUUUGCUUGACAUGCCAAAUGUGAAAGUAAAACGCUGUACUGUGUUAAACCCUGCAACUCUUCUCCCUACAGAAGCAGAUGGAGAACCACACAAUUGUGUUGCGGUUGUAAAUGAAAUUUGCAGUCCUAGGUCUGAUUUGCAGGAAACGCCGUUGCAGAAUCCAGAUCUUGAGUUUUUUGUGGAUGGAUCAGCCUUCAGAGAUCAGAAAACAGGCCGCAACUGCGUGGGGUAUGCAGUAGUGACACAACAUGAAACGGUUAAAGCAGAAUCAUUACCAGAGCAUCUCUCUGCGCAGGCAGCCGAAUUGGUUGCUUUAACAACAGCAUGCAGGUUAGCAAGAGACAAAACUGUCACCAUUUAUACUGACAGUAGAUAUGCAUUUGGGGGGUAG
This is a messenger RNA of Tachysurus fulvidraco (yellow catfish), 2928 nucleotides long. RefSeq lists its product as uncharacterized. The record is from RefSeq and is a predicted model, not a curated record. Bases 103 to 2928 code for a protein of 941 amino acids. NCBI's taxonomy places the organism in Eukaryota, Metazoa, Chordata, Actinopteri, Siluriformes, Bagridae. Gene Ontology annotation, molecular function: RNA-DNA hybrid ribonuclease activity; nucleic acid binding; aspartic-type endopeptidase activity. The transcript has a single exon. Gene Ontology annotation, biological process: proteolysis.